AUGUCCAAUUCUAAACCGUACGUAAUCAAUGCACAAAAUGUCGAAAAGAUUAGUGAAGAUGCAUAUUCCUCAGGCUCAGGAACCUCCACAUCAAACCCCCAAACUGGAUUCAAAGGGCAUUGGGAUUCUUUCCUAGAUGGAUUCCAAAGAGCUCCACAAACACUCAAUGAAGGGGAUGACAGGAAAAAGGCCAUUUCGAAAAACGAAUUGCGAUUAAUGUCAUUAUCAACAGGAUUAGGAACGGGGCUUUUAGUUGCCGCGGGCAACAAGUUGCGUAUGGCUGGUCCUGCUGGUGUCUUGAUUGCUUAUGCAAUCACUGGUUUAGCGAUGCUCGUGCCAAUGAUUUCGGCUGUGUCUGAGUUGUCUAUUGCGUACCCUGGGCUACCAGGUGGGUUUCAAUCAUAUUAUUCUAAAUUUAUUGAUGAGUCGUUGGGGUUUGCAUUGGGGUGGAGUUAUGCGUUCCAGUGGUGUUGUGUCAUUUCGUUGGAGUUGGUUACUGCGUCGAUCACAAUCAAGUUUUGGACAACGUCGGUGAACCCCGACGUGUGGGUGACGAUUUUCCUUGUUGUUGUGAUACUUGUUAAUUUGGGCGGUGCUAAAGUGUAUGCUGUGGCUGAAGGGAUUUGCAAUUCGUGCAAGGUGUUGAUGUUGUGUGGGUUUGUGUUGUUUGGGUUGAUUAUUGAUGUUGGUGGUGGGCCACAGGGGUUUGUUGGUGGACGGUAUUAUCAUGAUCCUGGUGCAUUUACUAGCUUUAAAGGAUUUGCGUCGGUUUUCGUUACUGGUGCUUUUUCGUUGGGUGGAUCUGAGUUUAUUAGUUUGUCAGCUGCUGAGACUAGGAAUCCAAGGUCAUCGAUACGUGCUGCUUCCAAACUUGUUUAUGUCAAGGUAGUACUCUUGUUUCUUGGGUCAUUGACGUUUGUUGGAUUAUUGGUGCCUCACAACUCCGAGGACUUGAUGGGUUCAAGUGGUGGUGAUGUACAUUCUUCGCCUUAUGUCCUUGCGGCACAAUUGCACGGUGUUAAAGUAUUGCCCCACAUUAUCAAUGCCGUUAUUCUUAUUUCGGUUUGCUCAGUUGCAAUUGCGGCCAUGUAUAGUUCACAACGAUUGAUUCAAUCUUUGGCACAUCAGAAAUUGGCACCAAAGUGGUUGGAUUAUGUUGAUAAACAAGGUCGACCAACACGUGCGUGGUUUGUCACUAUUCUUUCAUCAUUUUUUGCCUUUAUUGCUGCUUAUGAUCAAGAAGAGACUGUUUUCAAUUGGCUAUUGUCGAUUUCAGGGAUUUCAUUUGUCGUGUGCUGGUUAUUUAUCUGUGUGUCACAUCUUCGAUUUAGAGCCGCUUUGAAACAUAAUGGGAUUGCAUUGGAUUCAUUGGCGUAUACAUCAUCCACGGGAGUCAUUGGAUCAUGGUUGUCAAUAAUUAUCAAUUGUUUGAUAUUGGUGGCGCAAUUCUGGACGUCGCUAUUCCCCAAUGGCAGCACACCUGAUGCCAACAAUUUUUUCCAAAAUUAUCUUGGAGCUCCAGUGAUGGUUGUGUUUUUCAUUUGUCACAAGUUGUAUACGCGUAAUUGGCGAUUAUGGAAGCCGGUAGAAGAAAUUGAUAUCAAUUUGGAGCGAGUGAUUUAUGAUCCUGAGAUUUUGGAGUUGCAGAAUUUGGAAGAGAAGGAGAGGUACAAUAAGGCACCAUUUUGGAAAAAGAUUUUGAUUGUAUGCUUUGAUUAA
Lodderomyces theae is the source of this 1719-nucleotide messenger RNA. Its product is annotated as GNP1. Gene Ontology annotation, molecular function: amino acid transmembrane transporter activity. Bases 1 to 1719 code for a protein of 572 amino acids. Gene Ontology annotation, cellular component: membrane. The transcript has a single exon. Gene Ontology annotation, biological process: amino acid transmembrane transport. The record is from RefSeq and is a predicted model, not a curated record. Lineage: Eukaryota; Fungi; Ascomycota; Pichiomycetes; Serinales; Debaryomycetaceae.